CUGCUUGCUCGUAAUAAUCGGGGGGGCCUGGCCUCUCGUUCGCUGUUGGCUGGACCCCAAAACAUAAAGCCCGUAUGUAGGCCCAGGCCAGCGCACUGGGCUGGGCCAGGCGAGUCGAGCGGUCCUCACCUCCGCUCUUGUCCUGAGAGAAGAGGGAAGAGAGAGAGAGAGAGAAGGGGGGGAUGGCGGAACGGAGUUGGAGGCCUUCCGACGCGAUCCUUCGCAGAAUCAAAGGAUUCGUGAGAUGCGUGGUGGAGGAUGUUGCGAGUAACCGCUCUCUCUCCAUUCCCCUCGAUCGCUACAGGAACUACUGCUCCGAUCCUUCUGGAUCUUGCAUUUGCAGCUCUGGCCUUCCCUGCGGUAAGGAAAUCAUCUUGCUCGAAAAGGAAAGCCAUGCGUAUAGAUUGGAUGUCCUGCUUAACGUGCUACUAAUUGUACAACGCCUACUACAAGAAAACAAGCAUGGGUCCAAGAGAGACAUAUACUACAUGAAACCAUCAUUUUUUCGAGAGCAAGCAGUUGUUGAUCGAGCAAUCAACGACAUAUGCAUCCUUCUCAAAUGCAGCCGCCAUAAUUUGAAUGUGGUUCCUGUAGGAAAAGGGUUGGUGAUGGGUUGGUUAAAGUUCAUAGAAGGUGGCAGGGAAAUUUAUUGCAUAAGGAAUCCCAACACUGCUUAUCCUAUUCCUGUAUCCGUGGAAGAUGUUGAAGGUAUUGUGAGUGUGGCACGCUACAUACUUGUUGUAGAGAAGGAGACUGUAUUACAGCGGUUGGCAAAUGAUAAAUUUUGUGACAAGAAUCAUUGCAUAGUCAUUACGGGACGGGGUUAUCCGGAUGUUCCUACAAGAAGGUUUUUGCGCCAUCUGGUAGAUCAACUGCAAUUGCCUGUCUUCUGUUUGGUAGAUUCAGAUCCAUAUGGUUUUGAUAUCUUGACUAUUUACAGAUUUGGUUCCUUGCAAAUGGCUUAUGAUGCAAAGUUGAUGUGCGUGCCUGAUAUCCGGUGGUUAGGAGUUUUCCCAUCGGAGUUUGAGAAAUACCAGGUUCCAGAUCGAUGUCUGCUCCAGCUGACACCUGAAGAUAAGAAGAAAGCUCAAGCCAUGAUGCUGAGAUGUUAUUUACGACAGGAAGCGCCACAGUGGAGGUUUGAGUUGGAGAUCAUGCUGCAAAAGGGAGUGAAAUUCGAGAUUGAGGCACUAUCUGUCUCUUCACUGUCCUUUUUGUCAGAGGAGUAUAUUCCUGCAAAGAUUCAACAUGGAGAGCAUGUUUGACUGCAAAGUAUAGUUUGUUCCUAGAAUUUCCUUGUCCAUUUAAUUUCCUUCUUUGCAUAUCGAGGUUAGCGUCUGGAAUAGAAGUCAUUUCCAGUUGGGGAAAAUGUAUAGGGGUUGUCUGUUAUGCACAAAAAAUUGCAACUGCAGCUGCAACUGUUGUCGUCCUUCCUUAUUAAAAAAAAAGGUAUUAAGAGUUAAGAGGAAUUUUGAGAAAGUCUAAUCUAAGCACCAACUCCAUUAUAGUUC
Molecule: messenger RNA, 1511 nt
Organism: Asparagus officinalis (garden asparagus)
Lineage: Eukaryota; Viridiplantae; Streptophyta; Magnoliopsida; Asparagales; Asparagaceae
Product: meiotic recombination protein SPO11-1
Exons: 15
Coding region: 183-1265 (360 amino acids)
Biological process (GO): meiotic DNA double-strand break formation; reciprocal meiotic recombination; meiotic DNA double-strand break processing
Cellular component (GO): nuclear chromosome
Molecular function (GO): DNA topoisomerase type II (double strand cut, ATP-hydrolyzing) activity; ATP binding; DNA binding
Source: RefSeq, a predicted model, not a curated record